AUGCCGCACUCCUCGUCCCCCGCGACAUCCAUCCUCAAGUCGUCCAAACUAGCAGCCAAAGCCCAGGUGUCAGCGAUGGCUGGGAAAAAGCGCAAAAUGAUCGACAUGGACAUGUCUUCUCAGCCGCCCUCAUCAUCCCCGCCCUGGGAUGCGGGGACUAGCAGCCCCGUCAAACGCCCGCGGGUUCAGUUCGACCCUGCCGUAGAGACAAGGCUGCUGCCUCAUUCGCCCGAUGAAGGGAAAUCCACUGAAAAGGGCACCGCUCUUAUCCGCGAAGAAAUUCGGAGGGCUAUCCAAAGACAUACUACAGGCGCCGACAGCGAAGCUUAUGAUCGCGUCAGAGAAGUGUUUGUCAUCGACCCUAGGAAACGCGACAGUGACGAAUCGGAUUAUCUUCCUACCCCGACGUCGAUGAAACGCCAUCUGAUGGGAUUGUUGUCGAAUAUUUCUCUACUAGACAGUAAUUGCUCCAGCCUGGUCCAUGCGGUUUUGGGUAGCGAGUGGCUCGGCCGAGACGAGUCGUAUGUCAAAACCUUUGUUAGAUUUUUGGGGAACUUGUCUGCCGCCCAGUCCGUCUAUCUGCGCUCCGUUCUGAAGAUGCUGGUGAACUACCUUGGAGAGAUCCCAAGAGGCACCGGAAGACUUCCUGGAUAUUCAGUCGUCACCCAUGGAGAUAUUUACGACAGAAUACACAUGGCGCUGCGGUAUAUAAUGCAGCUCCUACCAGCCGGAAGUGGUGCAUUAUCGCCGAUUCUUUCUGCCCAGUUUCCGUUUGACACCGACUCUGCCAAGGCCAAUGUGUCGUAUACUCGCAAUUUGAUUAGAAUCAUCGAGUAUGCUCCGGAGCUACGAUCUGAAAUCCUCGCUCUAAUCACUGAGAAGCUGGUCAAGAUUGACGUGCAAAUUCAGGUCGACAUGGAGGACUUUGAAGAUGAAGUCGGCGAAGGUCUUUUGGAGGAUCUUUCUCGACCGAUUGAUUUGGAGGCCGGGGAAGACGAAGACGAUUCGGAUAAUGAUUCUGUGAUUAGCGACGACGACUCGACAGAUCCGCCAACCCAGCGUCUAAAGACUGUCAAGGAGAAUAUUCGCAAAAUCGACUCGAUGAUUGACAAUCUAUUUGAAUUUUACUCGCCGCCAUUUGCGCAUGGAACAGAUGACGAAAAGAACAACGCUUUAGAUUUGCUGAUUGCACAUUUCGAAAGCAUUAUACUACCUACUUAUCGUUCCCGCCAUACACAAUUUCUUCUUUUCCACUUCUCGCAAUGCUCUACCAAACUUGUCGAGCGGUUUGCCGCGACCUGCAUCCACAUUAUCCUCAGCAAGACACAGCCCGCAAUCACGCGCCAGUCAGCUGCGGCAUACCUUGGCAGCUUCGUGGCUCGCGGAAAGCACGUGUCACCACGUGUGGUACGUGAUGUUUUCGACAUGCUCGGAGAGCACCUCGACAGCCUCCGAGCCCAGCAUGAAAAAUCGUGUCGGGGUCCUGAUCUCCGUCGAUACGGACCCUUUUACGCGACCGCACAAGCUGUUUUGUAUAUAUUCUGCUUCCGCUGGAGAGAUCUUACGACGGCUUCGGAAGAGGCUGACGGAGCCGAGAACGACGAUCUCGACAUUGAAGACGUCAACUUUCCUCCCUCUAUCAAGGAAGUUUUGCAUCGCGCGAUAUACUCUAAGCUGAACCCAUUGAAGGUGUGUUCACCAGCAAUCGUAUCCGAGUUUGCGCGGAUCACCCACCACCUCCGCUUCCUAUAUGUCUACCCUCUCCUCGAAUCCAACAAGAGACUGCGGGUGUCUAGCUUCCGUAGUAUCACGACGCUAUCCGACCCGCGGUUCACCAUCGUUGAGCGCGAGAUCCGCGCCGGAAACGACGGCGGCCAUCAGCUCGACGCGUACUUUCCAUUUGAUCCGUACCAGCUCCCACAAAGCCGCCGGUGGCUUGAAGGGGACUAUGUCGAGUGGCGGGGCAUCCCAGGCUUGGACGAAGACGGAGGUGACUCGGAUAGCGCGGCCGAGGACCAGGACGCUGGUAAUUUUGACGAUGACGAGCCCACGGCUACGGACGAAGAGUAUUGA
Molecule: messenger RNA, 2073 nt
Organism: Talaromyces rugulosus
Lineage: Eukaryota; Fungi; Ascomycota; Eurotiomycetes; Eurotiales; Trichocomaceae
Exons: 2
Coding region: 1-2073 (690 amino acids)
Biological process (GO): transcription initiation at RNA polymerase I promoter
Cellular component (GO): nucleus
Molecular function (GO): RNA polymerase I core binding; RNA polymerase I general transcription initiation factor activity
Source: RefSeq, a predicted model, not a curated record